AUGGAUAUCUUAAGUAAUAAAACAUGUGUAUGGGUUGAAAAAUGUUAUUAAAAGCAAUAAUUCUUUGCUUCAAAGGCAACAACCCAUCUUGAAUGUUAAACAUAUCUUUCUAGUUGUACUUUAAGUAAUUCUGGUGUUGGAUGUGUCUUUACCAAAUGUAUGUUUAUAAUAAAAAUUCAUGUAUAAAAAGAGCUGAUGGAUAUCUUUGUGGAUGGGAUGGUUAUUAAUGCGUCGAUAAGAGUUGUUUAACUGCUUCCAAUUAAUUGAAAACAACAUCAGAAUGUUAAGCAUAUUUAGAGAUAAAUAAUAAGUUGAAAAUAAUUAUACCAUAGUUUGUUGCAAAUAAUCCUAUAAAAGUGAAUGAAAUUUCAAUAAUUAUGGGAUGUCAAGAUUUACCAAGAAAUUAUCGAUAAAGAAUGUCAAUAGAAAAUUGUGAAAUAUUAAGGAAUGGAUAUCCAAUAUGUUUAUGGAAUUAGACAUAGAUUUAAUGUAUUGAAUUUGUGAGAGUUCAUCAAUGAUAAGAACAUCAAAUUCAUUAUCAUAAUUUAAAUUUGAAAAUUGUUUCAAUUUUCUUUCUGAUAAUUAUUGUAUUUCAAAUAACAAUUAAGAUAGCAAAAUCAUAAAGUUGUAAAAACUUAGUUUAUUAAAAUUUUUAAUUAGGAUCAAAAAUAGUUGGAGAUUGUUUUUGGAAUGGUUAAGAAUGUGUUGAUAGAAUAUGUGAAAAUCUGAAAUUAAUAACUCAUAUAGAUUGUAAUGCUUAUUAACUAUAAUGUACUGUAAACAAUUGUAAAAUAACAUCAGAAAGAAAAUAUUGUAUAUGGACAGGUUUUGUUUGUAGAAGUGCAACUUGUUUUGAUGCUUCUGAUAGUUUAUUUUAUGAUACAGAUGAAGAAUGUUAAAAUUAUGCAAGUAAUGAAAAAUGUACAAGUAUUUUAUAAAGUUGGUGGUUAAGGUUGCAUUAGCAAAUUAGCAAAUUGUUCAGAGUAUAAGAUAUAAGCUUAAUGUCAUAAGAGUAUAUAAAAUUUAACAAAUAAAGAUGAUUUUAAAUGGGUAAUAGAUAAAUGUUAUUCAAUAUAAUAAUUAAUAUCAUAACCAUGUUCAAUGUUAAAAGGAUUUAAAGAAAUGUGUUAAAAGUUUAAUGAUGGUUGUACAAAUACAGAUUAAGCUAUUUAACUCCUUGUUUUGUAGAUUGUUAAUUAAAAAUAGGAUAAAAAUUGACAUUUUAAGAUAGUUAAAAAUUAGAUACAUUACAUAGGCUUCUGAUGUGCUUUUUUAAAUUCAUAACCUUCUUUAGAUCAUGAUAAAUGUUAAACUUACAGUUCUUUUUGCACAUAUUUAAGUAAUGGUUCUGGAUGUUAAGAAUAUAAAAAUAAUUGUAAUUUAUAUUCAAAUGAUUAAUAACACUGUACAAUUUCAAAAUAAGGGGAAUUUUAUUAUUAAAUUGAAAUAUUUUAUUAAAUAUUAAAUAAUAAUAAUAAUAUAAUUGAUCAAUACUUUGAUGGUACAAAAUGUGUACGUUUUUCUAUUUGUUCUUCUAUUAUUGGAAUAACAAAAUGAAUAAUGUUUAUCUUAUAAAUCAGGAUGUACAUCAAAUGCUAAUGGAACUGUUUGUUAAUAAAAAUAAGCUAGAUGUAUUGUAAAAAUUAUUCUACUUCAAAUACAUGUGUGA
Molecule: messenger RNA, 1669 nt
Organism: Paramecium sonneborni
Lineage: Eukaryota; Ciliophora; Oligohymenophorea; Peniculida; Parameciidae
Source: the annotation of a GenBank genome assembly